GCUCAUGAGGGAAUCCAUGGCGGAAUUAUGAAGCUUGCAACGAGACAAGAACUGCCUCAGUUACUCUCCGUCUAGUCGAGGGACUAGUGACUUGGUUUGCCAGCGCAAAGGACUUCAGAGGGAGGUGCGGGAAAAGAGUGCUGGUGUGCCAGUGUCGGAGCGGCGGCUGGCAGUCACAAAAUUGCAGCAGUCAAGUCAGCCUGGUUCCUUAGCAGGCGUAGUUCAGCGCCGAAAUGCUCAUCACUGCGACGAAUUGGCUGCACAUAAGAUUUCGCACGAGUUCAUUCACUCGCUUGCCGUGUCCAUGCUCCCACUUCCAUUCCCAUUCCCAUUCCCAUUCCCAUUCCCACUCCCACUAUUCUCAUUAUUCUCAUUCCUAUCUCGCCGGGUUCACCCAGACCGGCUAGCGCCUCGGUUUCGUCCCAGAGGGCUUUCUUCGUUUCCUGCCGUUUCACUUCGAACGAGGGGCUUCCUUCCAGCUACUGUCAGAGCCAGCUUAGCUACGAAAUUCCAAGGGCAAUUGGACAGUAUCGCAUAGGAUCGAGUAGGAUCGCAUAGGAUCGCAUAGGAUCGCAUAGGGUCGCACAGUAUCUGGGGUUUCAGCAUGAAUCGGAGAAGCAACGCGAGAGUAGCCGUGCAGCAGUCAGUGCUGCCGCAACGAGCUGCCGUUCUGUCGUUUGCUUCAACGUUUUCCGUCAACGGGUGCCGAGAAUCUCGGUUCUCGUCGACCGGCCAGAAUGCCUUAGACGCGGUGGCUGCUGAAGAAACAGCGACAUUGGCGAAAUCGGCGACAUUGACGAGUGCCGCGACUGCAGCAGCAGGAGCGGCAAGAGAAGCAGCUGAGGCGACGGCAGCUGCGGCUGCGGCCAGGCUUCCCCCGCCUCGAGCCUCCGCGCUUUCUUGCGGGCGGUCGUCCGUGUCUGCAGCGACAACCCCGCGAAAUUUCGACGACGGGGUUACGUUUCGCCGAGGAGGCAGCGUUGCGGAUAGCGUUUGGGGCAGCAGUAGCGGCAGCAAGAGCGUGGCCCGCAGGGACGGCGGCGGCGGAGACGGCAGCGGCGGCGGGGAGAGCAGCCGGGGCGCGGGGAGCGGGGGCAGGGGGAAGGAUGCGCAAGCGCAGCUGAUCUUCUACGUGGGGAUUGGUCGGCGGUCGGAUGGCGCAGUUAUAGUGGACCACGGGAAGCAGCGGAAGGUUCUCGGAACCUUGCUGUCGUCGGUGAUUGCGGAGCUGCCGUGCCACGUCAGCAGAUAUUCGCUGGGCUAUGGCCGCACCAAUCUGCUCUUCUCCCCCGCCUCAGAUGGCCUCGUCCCCUUCGCCAUGACCGACUGCUCCCUGAGCCGAGCAGACGGCUUCGCCCUGCUCUCCCAAGUCAGGGUCGCCUUCCUCUCCUGCCUCCUGCCACAACCCUCUCUGGGGCUUCCUCUGCCCGCCGCCGAUUGGUCGAGAAGCAUAGAUCAAGAUCACGGCUCGGCCCAGGCCCAGGAGCACGUGCAAGCACAAGAGCAAGAGCAAGAACAAGCCCAAGAGCAGGAGCAAGAGCAAGGAGUAGGGUCAGGCGAGAAUCAAAACGAGUCUCAAGACCAGGGUGUGGCCUGCAGUCUAUCCAGCAGUUUGCCGUCCAGCUCCAGCUCAAGUGCGGCGGCCACUGGCUUGUCAGCCGGAGUGGCAGCUGUAGAGGCAGCCGAGGAAGAGAGAGCUGGCCGUGAUGCAGAAAGGAUAGGCAGUGACACAGAGAGGAUGGGCCAUGGAGGAGAGGAAGCAGGGAAGGUUGUUCUUGAGGCGCCUCAAAAAGAAAGAACUGGUCGUGGUGCAGAAAGGAUAGACAGUGACACAGAGAGGAUGGGCCAUGGAGGAGAGGAAGCAGGGAAGGUCAAUGAGGCGAGUCAAGAGGUGAGAAGAGAACAGGUAGGAGAGGAAACAGGGCUGGUGGUAGCAGUAGCAGAAGUUGAGGCAGCGGCAGAGCAUUCGAGAGCGGAUAGAGCUUUAGAUGCUGCAGAGCAGCACAGUGGAGAUGACUGUUAUUUAUCAGGGGAGCAACAGGAGAGCCAGCUAGGACCAGCCAAUGGGCAGGCAGGACCUGGGGAAGUUUCUCAGGCAGAUGGGCAGGCCAUGGACCCCAUCGUCCCAUCUCAGCCGUUCCCUCGCCCCAUCCAACGGUCGAGAUCAUCCUGCCACUCAACGGCCCUACUCCAAGAGCUACUUAGUCCCCACCUGGAGUUCCUAGUGUGGAUGGUACGGGGCAAGCUCGUACCCAAACCACGUAUGGAUCUCUACCCAGACGCACCGCACGCGUACCUUAUAACGAAGAAGCUUGUAAAGAAUCCUGCUCUGGUGGGCACAGGAGCCGGCGAGGGAGUGGCGGAGGAAAGGUUUGGGGAUGGGAAUAAGGAUGGAUUGGGGUCCGUGACGAGUAUGGGUGUGAGUAUAAGUGCCGGUGGGAAGGCGCUAAGUGCGCGGGAGAGCCUCAUGAGCGAGUUAUCUGAUGCUUUGAGGGACGUGGAAGAUGGGGAUUUGGGCGCGGCGCUGGUGGGAAGGCGGAGGGGUAAAGAGGCCCGGCGGCGGCGGUGCAAGUCGGUCGGGGAGGAGCUGCUGCUCGGGAGAGAUGCGAUCUCCAGGGGUGAUGGCAAGAGUGAUGGCCACGGGAGCGCCGGAGGUGAUGGCAGUGGGAGCAAUGGGGCAGGUGACGCUAGAAGCGCUGGGUGUUGGAGUGGGAGCAGUGGGGAUUCGGUAGGAAGCGAGGAUGAUGGCGUGUGGUGCGACUUUCCGCCCUCCAGCUCUGGCCUCAUGUAUGGGCUGGGAAGCCCUGUGGUCUCUGCCAGGUCUAGGGCGUAUUCCAGGCCAGUAGGAGACGGGUAUUCGAAAAGUGGGGCAGUGGGUGGGAUGGGGAUGGGCAUGGGCAUGCAUGCUGGGAGGCCGUCGGCCCAGCGGCUGCAGCUGCUGCAGCUGUCACCUCCGUCUCUUGCUGUGUGUGCCGCGGCGGGGGGAGCGGGAGCAGGGGGAGCAGGGGGAGCCGGAGGAGCAGGGGGAGCAGGGGGGGCAGGGGGAGCAGUAGGAGCAGGGGAGGCAGGGGGGACAGGGAGUGUGAGAGGGAUCGGCGAACCAGCACAGGUGCAACAACUUCAUCACCACCAGCAGCAUCACCAGCAGCAGCAGCAGCAGCAGCACCAGCACCACCAGCACCAGCACCACCACCAGCAACAGCUGCAGCAAAUCCCUGGGAUGCCACAAUUUUUUGGUUUGUCCCAGUCAAUCGCUGCUCUUUCGUCCUUCUCAACCCCUCCUCCCACCACCUCUGGCGCACAUGCUGCUGGGCUGCCAGGGCUCGCCCCAACCAGUGCAGCAGCAGCAGGAGGCGGAGAGGCAGCAGGAACAGCAGGAGCGGCAGUUUCUGCUGGGAACCCAACACUUGCCUCCAACUCAUCAGGACCGACGACCGCCUGCUCAGUAGCAGCAGCGGAGGCUACAGCAGGGGCUUCAGCACCAGCUGUCUCGGCACAAGUUUCACAGUCAGCACUGUCAGCUAUCGGCUCUUUCACAGGCAGCAGCAGCCCUAGCCCGUACCAGCAUGGCACGCGGCCAGGCAGGGCCAGCUGGGGCGGCCAAUCGUGCAGCGUCCCACCCACUGAGGCUGCUGCCGCUGCCGCUGGUGGUGGUGCUGCUGGUGCUGGUUCUGCUGCUGUGGCUGGUGUUGGUGCUGGUGUUGGUGAUGGUGCCAGAGGUGGUACUGCCGCUGCUGCUACUGCUGCUGCUGCUGCUGCUGUGGCUGCUGCUGCUGGUGUUGGUGACUAUGGGUGUGGUGGUGGGGGAGGUGCAGGAGGGAGUGGGUUUGGAAAGGACGCUUCCAAGCUUCGCCGAGUCUUCUCCAAGCCACUGUCUCCGAUGCUGCGCGGUGCGUGGAACAUCUUCCAAGGCACCUCCUCGAGAGAGGCAGACACGGCUCGGGGGGUGGCCGGUGUGGACGUUGACGGAGAGAUUGGUGCAGCUGCAGCUCCUACCGCUGCUGCUGCUGCUCCUGCCGCCGCUAAUGCUGCUCCUGCCACUGCAAAUGCUGCUGCUGCUGGGGCUGCUGCUGCUGCUGAUGCUGCUGCGGCUACGGCUGGUGCCAGUGCGAGGAGCACACCUCAGGCAGUCUUCGAGCAGAGGCUCUCUCUGGCAGCCAUCGGAAGGCGGAGGUCAUUUGCAGCCCGAGACAGUAGGAAUGGCAAUGGCUCUCGCACCAGGAGGCGCUCAUAUGCUGGUACUGGUGGUUCUGGCGCUGGUGCUGCUGGUGUUGAUGGUGACGGUGGGGGUGGGAGUGUUGGUGGGAGUGUUGGUGGGAGUGGAAGUGUGGAUUCAGGGAAUGGGGGCAAGAGGUGGGGUGGUCUAGCCAUGAAGCCUCUUUGGUCAAGUUUCCGACAAAAGAAAGAUGCUCAGGGCUAUGCUCUGUAGUGCCAGCAACCUGUUACGCUUCGUAGUGCUAGUAACAUUCCUCCUUGACACUAUUCUUCGGGGGUUGUAGCAGUCCUACAUGUACCCUUCAAUCAUCCCAAGCUCCUUCCAUUUGGCAACUUCCAUAAUUCCAUAUGGAAACUUCCAGUUGUACCUGCACUUAAAGUGU
Closterium sp. NIES-67 is the source of this 4598-nucleotide messenger RNA. The record is from the annotation of a GenBank genome assembly. NCBI's taxonomy places the organism in Eukaryota, Viridiplantae, Streptophyta, Zygnematophyceae, Desmidiales, Closteriaceae.